Molecule: messenger RNA, 1362 nt
Organism: Sinocyclocheilus anshuiensis
Lineage: Eukaryota; Metazoa; Chordata; Actinopteri; Cypriniformes; Cyprinidae
Product: rho-related GTP-binding protein RhoQ
Exons: 5
Coding region: 472-1089 (205 amino acids)
Biological process (GO): small GTPase-mediated signal transduction
Molecular function (GO): GTPase activity; GTP binding
Source: RefSeq, a predicted model, not a curated record
UGGUAUUUGCUUAACGGUUGGUUGAUUCAGACACUAAACAACGAUAACCAAUCUUUAUACUUGAUCCCUUGAUCUAGAGUUAUUACCCCUCCUAUGUCGCAAGUCCAUCCGUGUUGGGCUCAAGAGUCAGAGGAGGUGAUACUGGGGUUGGAAAGUAGGGAAAGUGGGACACCGGUGAGGGCGUGUGGUGUUGAGCAUGCGGCUUUAUGGUUGAUGUCUUGGCAACGCGAAGUUUGUCGCUUGCUCCCAUCUCAUCAGAAGCGGCACGCUCUCGGCGUGUGCCAGUAUUAAGAGGGGAAAACCUCAGUCAAUGCCAAAUUUGGGAAGCGGGGUGAAGGAAAUGGCAUUUCAGCUGUUUUUGCAGCCCAAGCGCGGCACUGCUGCUGGUGGUGACGCCUAAAUGGAGCUUUAAUAACGCGGGAUAUAUCUCUAGCAGCAGAAGAUGGUGAAUUCAAGUGUUUUAUUAUCGUCAUGGCAAACGGAACCGGCAGCAUCAUGUUGAAAUGCGUGGUCGUCGGCGACGGCGCCGUUGGAAAAACUUGUCUGCUGAUGAGCUAUGCCAACGACGCCUUUCCAGAGGAAUAUGUGCCCACUGUCUUUGAUCAUUAUGCAGUGAGUGUGACGGUUGGGGGAAAACAGUACCUGCUGGGGCUGUAUGACACUGCGGGUCAGGAGGACUAUGAUCGCCUGCGACCCCUGUCCUACCCCAUGACAGAUGUUUUCCUCAUUUGCUUCUCCGUGGUGAAUCCGGCCAGCUUCCAGAACGUGAGAGAGGAGUGGGUCCCUGAGCUGCAGGAGUACGCACCCAACGUCCCUUACCUGCUCAUCGGCACUCAGAUUGACCUGCGGGACGACCCCAAGACUAUUGCCAAGCUGAACGACGUGAAGGAGAAGCCCAUUGUGACAGAACAAGGCCAAAAGCUAGCAAAGGAGAUUGGUGCCUGCUGUUAUGUUGAAUGCUCAGCACUGACACAGAAAGGGCUGAAGACUGUGUUCGAUGAGGCCAUUAUAGCCAUUCUGGCUCCUAAGAAAGGUGCGCUCAAGCGAAGACUGGGCCCACGCUGCAUCAACUGCUGCCUCAUCACAUGAUACACCAGCUCAAGGGCAUCCAGUGAACUGACAGUUACCAGCUUACAACCAACCAGAUUUUAAUCUGACUUCUGAACUAAAGCAAGGCGAACCAAUGGUCCCAGACACCUACAAGUCCAAGUUAUGGGCGAAUGACAAGAGGAACUGACAAAAAGACAUAUUGUUCAAGGAGAAGUGACACAAGAACACUAAACAUUGAGAAUGGAAUACAAAGAAAAUGGACAAAAUGAUUUAUUGAACAUACAAGCACAGAGAACAGACACCCAAAACAAU